UCAGCUUCAGCAAUGGGCUCGUUCACCAAUCCGGUUCUUCCUGGAUUCAAUCCUGAUCCUUCAAUUGUACGCGUUGGCGAGGACUACUUCUGUGUUACGUCCAGCUUCGAAUACUUUCCCGGGGCGCCAAUAUACCACAGCAAAGACCUCAUCAAAUGGAAGCUGAUUGGACACGCUCUUACCCGCAAAUCCCAGCUCGAUAUCAAAACACCUGAGCCUGGCGGUGGUGUUUGGGCAACGACCAUCCGUCACUACCAAGACUCUUUUUACAUCAUCACCAACUCUUUUGACAGGUACAGGCCACAGGCUGAUGACAGAGUAUGGCCGAGAGGCUUCUAUGUAAAGACCAACAAUAUCUGGGAUGAUAGCACGUGGUCGGACCCCGUGUAUUUCGAUCAAAUUGGAUUCGAUCAUGACCUCUUCUGGGACGACGAUGGACUUGUGUACCUGUCAUCGACCUAUAGAAAGGUAGACCGGGCGCCAGAUUCAAAGUUGAAAGACUUUGGGAUUCACAUAUCAACCGUUGAGCUCGACACCGGUACUCUGACUUGUGCUCCUGUAUUAGUCCGGGAAUCGUCGUCUGGCGUUGCUGAAGGCUCUCAUCUUUUCAAGCGAAAUGGCUACUACUAUCUGUUUACUGCCGAGGGAGGCACCGAAUCCGGCCAUUGCGAAUAUGUGAGUCGAAGUCGCGAAAGCCCUUUCGGUCCGUGGGAACAAGCACCGCAUAACCCUCUCUGGCGAAACACGACCGAGAAUGAGGUUCAAAACACUGGGCACUGUGAUCUGGUUGAAGACACUAAUGGUCAGUGGUGGGCAUUGUGCUUGGGUGUACGGCCAAGAAGAGAAGGAAACGAGUGGCGCACAUCCGUGUUCGGACGGGAAUCGCUCCUCCUACCUGUUCGAUGGGAAGAUGACUGGCCAAUAUUCAAUGAAGGCAAGCCUGUCACCUUGCAAAUGAAUGGUCCCGGAAUGUACACACUACAGGAAGACAAAGUAUGGAAGGAUGAUUUCGCAGGAGAAGAGCUCAGUCUUGGAUGGUACAGAAAGAAUACACCCGUAAGGAAAGACUACUCUUUGACAGAUCGACCAGGGUGUCUGACGUUACAUGGCGGGCCGUAUACAUUAGCGAUGCCUACAUCACCUACGCUUUUCCUCCGGAAACAGAGACAGUGGCCCGUUGUCUGGAAAACCGAGUUAGAUUUUGAACUACAGACCACCCGAGUUGAGGCUGGGACUGUGGUGUGGUGGAACUACACCUGCUUCGCAAGUAUUGGCAUCAGGCUUCGACAACAUGGCAGCCAAACUCAAAAGGUUGUUCGAUUUACACCACCUGCUAAUACUGACGAUCACGUGGAAGAACUCAUAGGAGCUCACGGUCGGGUGAAGUUCAUGGUAGAUUGCACAGAAGGAAGCUAUCGCUUCGGGUUCAAGGAAGUCGAUGUCCAGAGUAACGGAGAGUGGAAAUGGUUAGGAGCAGUGGAUACCCAAGUAUUGACACGCAACCCAGACGUUGGUCAGCCGUUUACGGGUAUGAUGCUUGGGCUGUAUUCCUUUGGCGAGCUGCAACCUGCCCUUGUCCCGGCACACUUCACGUAUGCUGAAUUUGGAGACCAUUUGGGUUGAUGGUAUGGACAAAGUUUCCUUGGGCCAAAUUUUGGGUAGCUAGCAGUGUCUUGGAGAUGUUGCACUCUUCCAGCUCCUCGGAGUAUGUACUGGGUUUCAAUAUUCUCCUGAGAACAAAGAAGAAUACGAUGCAGCUGAACAGAUGCAGAAGCCAUGACAAUGACGAAAGCUGCUCUAGUCUUCGAGAAGACAACGACGUUUGGAGGAAUUUGGGCGUAAAUAGAUUCUGACGUGGCGUAUCAUAACGUGAAGAGAGGAAUAAGUACAUGGUGGGCGUCAGCAAAGAAAACAGAGAGUUUGAAACAAAAAGGAAGCUGCUGGAUAUCAGUAGGUGGUAUGACGAUUGGAAAAAGCAAU
This is a messenger RNA of Dothidotthia symphoricarpi CBS 119687, 1980 nucleotides long. RefSeq names its product glycoside hydrolase family 43 protein. Gene Ontology annotation, biological process: carbohydrate metabolic process. Gene Ontology annotation, molecular function: hydrolase activity, hydrolyzing O-glycosyl compounds. The transcript has 2 exons. Lineage: Eukaryota; Fungi; Ascomycota; Dothideomycetes; Pleosporales; Dothidotthiaceae. The coding region runs from base 13 to 1623 and encodes 536 amino acids. The record is from RefSeq and is a predicted model, not a curated record.